UGCACACAUCAUUUUUGUGUUCGAACGGCCAGUACAAGUGUGUCUCUAUACAAACGUGCACAAAUGAUGACCAUAAAGCGUGUUUCUCAAAAGUUACUUAUUCAUUAAUUUUUUUAUUAUUAAUUGUUCAAACGAAACAUCAGAACAACAACAAAAAUCUGUGGCGUUCAUUGGUCAGGGGUCUGUCCGUCAUCUGGCUCCAUUCAACCACACGUCUCCUCUAAAAUAGUCGCAUGACAAAAAGAAUAACGAGGGACGGCACAGAUGAUGUCAUAGUUUCACAGCUUCAGCACCUCCCUUCUUUGUGUUUGCAAGUAGUUGAGGUUUUGCAUCGGCACCUGCCCAGUGGAACAGAGGCAGUCGCUCAGGUGAGGGAAGACAAGCUCUCUCUCUCUCUCUUUCUGCUUUAGGUAGGAAAAUAAACAGAGAAGGAAGGACAGAGCAUUAGUUACAUAUAUGAAGGGGGAGGGGCGGAGUUGCAGGCAGAGCAGCAGGUGAACAGAGGCUGAGACACACCUGUUGUUAAGUAAAAGACACCGGUGACUGGGUCAACAGUGGAAACAGUCAGCAGGGAUCUGUGUUCUUCAUGUAAACGCUGUGCACUUGGGCGAAUAUAGGAAAUGAGAAAAUGAGCAAAAUGAAGACAAACGAGAACUGCUGCAUCACUGGGUGAGGAAGACUGACGAAGAAAACUGCACCACCGAAAAAAGGAGAUUCACAGAAAAAAAAAACCAAGACACUUGAGGAUAGGACUUCUACAUUGUCAGAACCUCUUAGCUCUUCUUCAUCAUGGCCUCCUUGGGGACACAGAUGCUAGGCAGCGCCCUCUGCCUUCUGGGUUGGGCAGGUGUCAUCUUCAGCUGCCUGCUUCCCAUGUGGAGGGUCACAGCGUUUGUGGGCAGCACCAUAGUCACAUCCCAGACAAUCUGGGAGGGUAUCUGGAUGACCUGCGUGGUCCAGAGCACGGGCCAGAUCCAGUGUAAGCCUUACGAGUCCCUCUUGGCCCUCACCGCUGACCUGCAGGCUGCCAGAGCGCUCAUGGUCCUCGCCAUCGUUACGGGGGCUGUAGGCCUCAUUCUGGCCUUCAUCGGUGGAAAGUGUACCCGCUUCCUGGAUGAAGAAGAAGCAGCUAAAGGCAAGGUGGCUGUGGCUGCAGGAGCAGUGUUGAUUGCUACAGGGUUGCUGUGUUUGAUUCCUACGUCUUGGGCAGCUGGUGCUGUGGUGAGAAAGUUCUACAGCGCAUCCAUAGAUGCCCAGCGCCGGGAACUUGGCGCCUGUCUCUACAUCGGUUGGGGAGCUUCCAUCCUGCUCAUGCUGGGAGGAGGUUUGUUCAUCAGCUCAGCGUGUCCACUCAAGGCCCACGACACAGACAAAAAUCAGUCCGUUCGCUACGUGGUCGUCCGCUCCUCCAACCGGUCCAGCCAGGGUGGAUCUCAGCCCAGCAGGGUACCGGCAGUUAGGUCUCAGCCCGUGGGAGCCAUGUUUUCUCGCCCUCAGACUUCAGACGGAGAAUCCACAAAGUCUCAGCUGCACACCAGGCAUCCUUGGGAGGACAAGCCCGGGGAGUCGGAAAGAUCGUGGGCACCUUCGACAAAGUCUCAGAUGAAGAGGCCGGAGUCAACGAAAUCUGAAAACAGUGAGGCCUUGUCCACAAAGUCCCAGCUACAGAACGCAGAAAUGGAAGAAACAAAUGACAGUCAUGACCACGAGGACGUAUCUGCCAAUCCAGCAAGAACCUACUUAUAAUAUUCACUCACUUUUAUACAAGUUGAAAUUGAUAUUUGAACUGAGACUUUUUACUUUUGGAAAAUUGUUUACUUUUUUGUGCUUUCAGGGGACGAAUCAUAAAAUGAAGUAUAAUCCUGUUUACACUCCACCGUGCUGUUACUGUGAGGACUGGACCACAGUUACUGUGUGAAUAUGUUACACUUCAUUAUGUUACAUGCACUAAAUCUGUGUUAAGUGAAGUAUGUUACAGCUGUAUAGUAAAAGUUCAAAUGUUGCUAAGUUUAUUAGCCAGUAGUUUUAAAAUGUCAUGGUUUAAUUUUCUCUUUAUUUUGAGGCAGAGAAGAAGAAUUCUCUCUGGAACAGUUACCUCAGACAUGUUUCCUCAUUUCAGUCUGUCGUUUUCCUGACUUUACAUUAGAUAUAUCUUGAAGAUCCAAAUACAUACAUUUGAAUGUAGUGUUUCACUGAUGAGCAUUAUUUUACCUUUGUCACAACUGUGAAAUGUGGUUUUAUAUUUUAAAUUUGUUUUAUUUAGUUUUGUUUUAUAAACUUUCCAAUAAAUGAAUAUCACCAUCAGAUCAGAACUGUAGGUAGAUUUUUUAAAACUUUUAUUUUUUUCUGUGGACACAUUUCAGGCAUCAGAAAGUCCAUUUCCUGCCCUUUUUAAAAAGAAUUACCAGGACAAACAGGUUUGACAGAGAGUGUUCUUACACAGGAUGAGUGCUGUGUUAGAGGAGGGAGGGAGUGAUGUGUAAAGAAUACAAAAUUAGUUUCACUCAGUGGUGCUGUCAGGUUGUUUUUGGUUUUGGUUAUUUAAAACAGUAUCAAUGUCAUCUGUCAAGUCCAAAAUGUUCAAAAGAGAAUUGCCGAUAAUAAUAAUAAUUAAAAAAAAACACAUAAACUUAAAGGAAAUGAUGCCCUGGUACACGUGUAAUAAUUCACAUCAUUUACUAAAUGGCUGAACUGUAUCAAUUUAUACCUGUUUAUGAAUCAUUUAAAGCAGUGUUUCCCAAACUUUUUUUCUGGGGACCCAUAUUUUAAAAGUCACAAACCUUCGUUUGUGGACAUUAUUCAUAAACUCCCGGGAAACGUGAUGCAAGAUGACCCCCCCACCCCCAAAGUCUCUUGUGAUAAAUAUUAAAAGCUGUAGAUUGUGACGGGGAGUUACCAGCAUUAAAGCCCAGAAGAGAGAGUAAUCACAAACGCCUGAAAUGAUCACAUCCACACAGACUUAGGACAUUCCUAAACCCAUGUAUUACGGAAGCCAAACUCCAGAUUUGUUCAUCCCUAAUAAAUAUAAUUAGACUGUUCAACUUAAAAUAUAUUUUCUCUGUUCAAAUGCAUAAACAAAGGUUCGGGUAGUAGGUUUGUAUUGCAAAAAAAUAAUUCUGGAAAUAAGAGUUGAUUUGGUCCUAGAAAUCCAACAGAAAUGUUGACACUGCAGGCCACAGGUCUGUGGUUUAGAACAUUUGGUUGCACAGCAGCACUCCCACCAUGUGGUCACUCAUGGAUCUGGGCCUCAGUGAGUUUCAGUCUGCUGAGGAGCAGCAGAAGGAAUGUACUGUGUAAAAACUACGUGUAUGUAAAAUUAUAGCAGCAGUUUAAAUACCACUGUGUUUAUAAUGAUGUGUUGAGUCUGUGAAGUUGUUGUGUCUGUAGUUACACUGUUUGUGCAUCAAAACUACUGUCGAAAUCCUCAAUUCUAACAGACGUUCUUUUUAUACUGAAUAUUAAAUGCAAUUACAAUAUUCAUAGUGACAGUUUGACAGUAUGUGAAGGAGCAGCUGUGUGUUCUGAUGUGUUAUAGAUAACAGCUAUACUUAAAAUGAUUCUAAAAAAAUGUAUUUCCUUUUUUUAUUUUUCAAAUCUUCAUUUGUUUCAUUUCCUGGACAGUAUUCUUUGCUGCUCAACUUUUUCCUUUUUCCUGGCAAAAACAUAACUUUUUUGAGUGUGUUGUGUCCCGUUUGUCCUUACCUGACCACAGUGCGGCUUAAAGGAGUCUCUUUAACCAAAGUGGUAUUUAAUUGGUCUCUUUUGUUGGCUGGUUUUGCACUUUAAUCACUGGUGUUUUGGCUGUAACGCUAAUAGUGUUCACCUACAAAUUAUUUCUUCAACAGUUUUUGUUAUUUCGGUUUUGUACCUCUGUACCCUGGCAAGUGUAUUUGAGUUCCAGGAUACCUUUUUAUUCCCAAGGGGGAUAAUUAAAAAAAAAAAAACAGAAUUGUUACGGGGGUUCAUUCUUUUUUCUUUGACUAUUGAAAUGUGAAAAAACUUCACUUCUUUAACUUGGAAGGAAAUUUAUCCAAUUCCAUUUGCUACUAAAAUAGGAUAACAUAGGUGAAAUUCAAUUCAAAUUCAAUUGUAUUUUUUUUCUUUAGCUCUUUUCACAUCAAGAAAUAUAAAUAUUUCCACUUGAACAUUUAAGCACAGGAGCGUUUACUCAACCGCAUUGAUAAGCAAGUCAUAAAUGCAGUAAACAAUCAAUCAGUUAUGGCUGUUCAGUCCAUAGAAAACGUCAGUAUCAAAUCCACUGCUUCAAAUAAACACACGUAGAAUCUCUGGCUGUGCAUUUGCCGAGGAGCCUCUCCCUUUUUAAGAAUGUAAAAAGGAGUGUAGUCUAGUAAAGGUUCACUCACAUGACCCAACUCUGUAACUUCAAAACAUAACGAUAAGUUAUUCACAAUGAGGGUAAUUAUUGAUCUAAACAAGGUGGGAAGUAAGGGUUAUCUCAGGGGGGAAAACACCGAGUCUGCAGUGAUUGUCUCCAACAACGGCCCUGAGAAAAAAAAAA
Molecule: messenger RNA, 4519 nt
Organism: Cynoglossus semilaevis (tongue sole)
Lineage: Eukaryota; Metazoa; Chordata; Actinopteri; Pleuronectiformes; Cynoglossidae
Product: claudin-4-like
Exons: 1
Coding region: 790-1746 (318 amino acids)
Cellular component (GO): membrane; bicellular tight junction
Molecular function (GO): structural molecule activity
Source: RefSeq, a predicted model, not a curated record